CUUUUUCAACUAUGUGUAUUAUCUUUUAUAUAUCAUUUAUUACGUUCACUGCGUAGCACAUGUUUAUAUUAAUAAUUAAACAAUAAUCUAGAUUUUACAAAACAACUAUUUUAAAAAAAGAAAAUGAGUGAUAGUGGUCCAAACUCGAUUCGAUGUACCAAUGAACAUGAUGGACAGAAACUGGUAUCUGAUACUUUAAAUUUUCCAAUCAACGAACUAUUUACUAUAAUUUUCACACACUCGCAAUUCUUCGACGACUUUCAAGAGCUAAGAAAGAAUACCGUUUUACAACUGACAGAAUGGGAAGAGAAUUCUUUAGACAACACCAAAACCCGACUAGUCUCUUUAAUUAUGACAUUGCCAAAAGGUUUGGGACCUAAAACAUCGCAAUGUCUUUCAACACAAGUAAUAUUGCCUUGUAGUAAGCCGGAAUAUCUCUACAGUAUAGAUGAAGAAACCCUCAAUGAAGGAAUUCCUUACGCAGACAGAUUUAAAAUUCAAGUACAUUUCUGUUUAGAAAGAAUUUCAGAUAAUAAAACUUCAAUUACGGUAUAUGGAAAAGUGGUUUAUAACAAAUCUAUAUUAGGAUUUAUAAAAAGCAUGAUUGAGAAAAACGCUCUCGCUGGGGUCAUUGAUACCUAUAGUACGAUGUUUCGGAUAUUAAAGGAGAAAGGUGAUGAGUACCGACUUGGCAAUAAAAGGCGUGUGAAAAGAAAAGCUCCUGUAAAAGUUAAAGAAAACAGAUAUCAUAUGGAGAAGAAAAGACCGCCAAAGUCAAAAUCAUCCCACACUGCUAUUUGGAUUAUUUUCUUUUUCUUAUUAUUCCUCCUGUUAGUAAAUGCAGUGUUGUAUGGAAAGGUUUUAUCUUUGGAAAAGUCCGACCCAUUCUCAGAAUUAAAUGUACAAUUUGGAGAUAUUCAUAAUUCAGAAUCUGCCAUUCUUGACUCAGACCAAUGGAAAAAGUUAUUAGAAGAAAGUAUAGAUUUGCUAAAACGGGCAAGUGUUAAUUGAAAAGUAUUUUGACGAUAUACAUCUUAUUAAAAAUGUACGUUUUACAGGUGGAACAUUCUAUUAUGUCUAAGAAAAAGUUAUUAAUAGAUAGAAAUAGAAAUGAAUUGUGAAGUAAAUAUGAAUAAAAUGUAUUUAUUUUUUACUCCAUCUAAUUUAAUAUUCCAACCUUUAUUGAAAAUAUGAAAAAAAUAAAACAAGUUCAUGACCUUGAUAUAUACAGUUUAUUACAAUAUAUAUGACAAGGUGUAUUUUAUAACAACUUAUGAAUAGUCAUUUACUUGUCUUCUGGCUUAGAGAAAA
This is a messenger RNA of Aethina tumida (small hive beetle), 1311 nucleotides long. RefSeq names its product protein Aster-B-like. Gene Ontology annotation, molecular function: sterol binding; sterol transfer activity. NCBI's taxonomy places the organism in Eukaryota, Metazoa, Arthropoda, Insecta, Coleoptera, Nitidulidae. The record is from RefSeq and is a predicted model, not a curated record. The transcript has 6 exons. Gene Ontology annotation, biological process: intracellular sterol transport. Gene Ontology annotation, cellular component: endoplasmic reticulum-plasma membrane contact site; plasma membrane; endoplasmic reticulum membrane. Bases 124 to 1011 code for a protein of 295 amino acids.